Molecule: messenger RNA, 8308 nt
Organism: Helicoverpa zea (corn earworm)
Lineage: Eukaryota; Metazoa; Arthropoda; Insecta; Lepidoptera; Noctuidae
Product: autophagy-related protein 2 homolog A
Exons: 38
Coding region: 91-6624 (2177 amino acids)
Biological process (GO): reticulophagy; autophagy of mitochondrion; piecemeal microautophagy of the nucleus
Cellular component (GO): extrinsic component of membrane; phagophore assembly site
Molecular function (GO): phosphatidylinositol-3-phosphate binding
Source: RefSeq, a predicted model, not a curated record
CGUUCGCGAGUCAAUCGCACGCAAAUCACAAUAGUCAUUACGCACAAAAAUAAAAAUUCUCAGUGUGAUGCUCUUUAAAAAGUUCUGAAGAUGUUGUGGUAUCUACCAUGGUCUGAAAGUAUUAAAAAAAGAGCCUGCAGGUACCUACUACAACGGUAUCUGGGUAAUUUCCUUGAAGAGAAACUGACUUUGGAUCAGCUGAGUGUGGAUCUAUACAAUGGUACUGGAACAGUUUGCGAUGUUAGCCUUGACUGCGAUGCACUCAAUGAGCUUGGAGAUGCACAGAACUGGCCACUGGAGAUAGUGGACGGUCACAUGAAAGAGAUCACGGUCACAAUACCAUGGUCGACACUAUUCAAAGAUGACUCUAUUGUCAAAGUCAAUGGCUUGUCGCUCACCGUACAGCCCAAAGUGCGGGCUGAACCAGUGUCAUCAAUGCUGGAAUCCAUGUGGUCUUCCAUGUCCUCGUCCAUGCAGCUGGCAGCCGAGUGUCUGCGGGAAGAGGACGGACCACAGGAAUCACAUCCCGUGGAAGGCAUUGAAAUGUUUGCACAUGCUAUUGAUUCAAUUCUAAGCAGAGUAAAAGUAAAAUUUGAAAAUACAAAAAUAAGAAUAGAACAUGUACCCAAAAACGGCGACCGAGGCAUCGCACUUGAGGUCCAUAUAAAGAAUAUCGACUAUUUCGAUGAAGCCGGAUCAGAACCAUCACCAGACGUUACAGAUCCGGACAAGCCCAAAACAUACAUAGUGGCCACAUACACCAACAAAAAAAUCAAAUUCGAUGGAGUUACCUUUUAUACGGACGAAUUUCCCUCAAAACUUCGCACCAUGGCCCGAAGUCUUAUCAUGGAGAAAUCAGUAUCUUCACAAGCCGACAAAGCGGAUAGCCAAGUCGAAACUCCGGAACUAAAUUAUCAGAGUACAUUAUCAGAUGUGUUUUAUGAAACUAGAAGUGUUAUAUCAACUAUAGAAUCGGAUCCAGUUAAAGAGAUCAUAGCUGAGGCGAAGAGUCGUGCGGAGUCCAGAGAAAUGACCCCUGAUGAGAAGUUGAAUCACCCUGAUCCGAUAUUGUUUGCUAAGUUGACUGGGCAGCAGGAGUUGUCGUUGAAAUUGAAGCAUACAGAAGAGGUUGAGGGUCCUAAGGUUGAAGUGAAUAUGUUGUUUGGUUCCUUCAUUGUGUUCAUAACGCCGAGGCAGCUGCAUACAUUGCUUGAACUUGUUGAUGCCCUUAAUCAACCGCAUUUAGAGGAUACUAGUAACAUACCGCUUCGGCCAAGCGGCAUGAACAUGCAAUGCAAGCCGAUGAGGCAGGCCGACUUCCAGAUGAUAGAGGCUCAAUUACUUGGUAACCUAGAGAGACAGCACUCGAAACCAGUCGGCGGCAUGUACGGCUGGUCCGGACCUAGUUACGAAGACUCAGAAGCUGAAAACGAGAGGUUUCUCCCGAUGGCAUCGCAAGGAAACCAGAUGUCGGAGAGUUUCUCGUCUUCCGUGAGCUCUAUGAGCACCAGCAUGAGUUCCAGCGUCAACAUGCCCACUGCUGCACCUAGGAUUAAGAGGAAUAAGAAAGUUCCUCACAUCGACGGAGACCCUACGGCUGAAGUGUCACACGUCAGCCUGAGGAUCGCGUCCGUGUCAUGUGUUUUACUACAUAAGGAUAUUCUAGUCCCAACAAUGAUCGGCUCGGACUGCAUAUCGCAGACCAGCGCCACUAAGAUGCAGGAAGUGGCAGACAAGUUCUACAACAGCUUAGACCCCUUCUCCGUUGUGGACGAUUUUACCGCAGCCAAUGAAGCUCUUGAUAGAACUACUGGGAAGAACCAUUUGAGGCUACUAACAUCAGAGAUAUCGCUAGACGGCAGCGAGAAGGUGACAUCGACGGGCAGUCAGACGAUGUGCGAGGCUUCCAUCAGACAUCUUCUGCUGAGGGAAUGUCUCUACUACUCUACCGAGGCUGGCGAUGAACCUCAAGGAUUUGAUCUGAUUAGGUUCCAGUGUAAAGACGAUGACGACAGUUCUAGUGAGCACGGGUCGUCGCCGUCUCGCGCGAACGUCCGCGUGAACUUCAAGCAGACGUCCAAGUUCGUGCGCAUGUCGGGAGAGAAGAAACUCAUGUAUCCUACCACUGAUAUUGUUAUAAAGUGCACUCCAUUCUACUUGGACGUAGAACUGACGUUGAUAGAGCGCAUGUCGGCGACGUUCUUCGGCGCCGCGCCCAGCCGGGCCGCCACACCCACCCCACCAGCCACGUCACAGAAUCAGCUCUCCUGUUCGCUGCAGUGUCCCAACCUUAAUGCUAUACUUAGAUUCCCAAUAGCGGACCUCCGUCCGGGUAUAAACCGGGAGUUCCGUCGCGUCAGACCAGACUACCUCGUGUUCAAGUUUCAGAAUGCUACCAUCAGCUCCCAGCAGUCUCCCAGCGUUAGGCCUCAGCCUACCACGGUUAAUUUGAGGUCUACUAUACUGGACUUGUAUUAUUAUGAGAAUGACACAUUACCCGGCACACAUAUAGCAAGGACCACAAUGGACGACAACUACACUGAAGGGAAUAUACUCAGCGGGAAUGCUAGUACGACUGCUUUGCCUAUGAUAUCACUAACAUUCAAGCCAAAAUCCACCCCGAAAGGACCAUUCGAUACUCUUCACGAUGACAAUACAAACUUCGAGCCGGCACUAGUUAACCCUAUGACUACAUCUAUGUAUAUGAUGAACAACUUACGGCCGAGCCAGCCCAGUCCUUUCAGCGGGAAGAAAAUGGCACACCAAAGUGUUACUAAGCACGAGAGUAGUCCACAACAAGGAGGUCAAGAAGAAGAGUUGAUAGUACCAGGAAAUGAUGAAGAAAUGUCAGAAUUUACCAGCAGCUCUGUAGAACUGUCCGCCAUACACCUGGAGUUUAUACUACCAAUACUCAGUUUGCAGCUUGAAUCGAAGCAGCUAUACGAGAUAAUCUACAACCGCAUAAACUCAGACCUGCUGUUAUGGGAGCCACAGAUUGUCGACCAGUACGACAUCAGUCCGCUCGUCUGUCCAACGCUUAACCCCGCCUUUGGCAUGUGCAAAGGCGGUGGUUAUGAUUCGGACACAGACAGCACGUCCUCAGAAGAAGAGAACUUAUACUACUCGACUUACGACAACAAGCUGCGCAAAGGCAUCGGCGCAAGCAAGCCGGUGCAGGAGACCAGUGAUACGCAUAACUUCUGUCUUACCCUCAAAGUGAGGAAGGGAUUGCUCACUAUUUAUACGCCUGUUAGGGACAGCAACAAAAGAGUAGUGCCAGGUCAGAUGGGCGAGCUGGUACUAGAAGCUCACAACUUGGCGAUGUGCCAAGUCAGCGGGCUCAAUGGAAAACCCAAAACCGCCCAGCUGUGUCUACGCUCCGAGAGGAUGACGCUUUAUCAUGAUUCCCUUCUAACGAUACCAUCAGAAAAACCACCAUUACGUGAAUAUGGUACUCUACUCCCAUCUCACUUGAGGAGUACCAUCUACCCGUCCGGUAAAGGAGUUAUUAUCAAAGAACGGUUAACUAAGAAGGAUAUGUUCACAUUAGCACUUAAAGUAGACCCAGAUUCAGAUACGCCCAAUUUGAAGACAAUAUGCAUAGCUCUAGGCAUAGAGCAGGCAACACUCCGGCACAGAGGCGACAAAGGCAUCACGUGGCUCACACAACUCAUGGAUGUUAUUGAUGUCAUAGAUUAUCCUGUGCUAGGGUAUACUCCUUCAACGGUGCUGUCUGAGCUACACGUUCAUGUUAUUGACUGCGCUGUUGAUUAUAGGCCACUUUUCCUCCCAAUCCGCACAGUCCUCACUCUAGGCAACUUCAGCGUCUCCAGCAACCUCAUAGCAGCUACCAACACCUCCUGUCUUCGUUUCUUAGCACAAGAGUGCACCUUGUUCCUGAUGCACCUCAACGUGACGAAGCCCAACGCUCCGGUGCCGCAAGACGACGAUAAGAUGCCAGAUGUGAUAAAGGAUUAUGUGUGUGUGGUCGAUGUUGGCUUGUUUGAACUGUCGCUUAGGAUGGAGGAUAAGGCUAAUUGUUCAAACGAACAGCCACAAGUGGACCUUAGCGCGUCCAACAACAUGGUGACGCUAUACACGUGCUGGGACUCUGCGUCUGCGCUGUGUCGGCUGCUGACGUACGCGGCGUGUGACGGAGACUCGCAGACACCCUUCGACCCCUCGUCCCGACACACUAGCAUAUGUUCCGACCAGCCACUGGAGCCUCUAGUAGGACUUGAUGACAGACCUAUUGAAGAGAUAAGAGAACUAUCGCCAAGUGAAAUACAACAAGUCAACGAUUUAAUGGCUGAGGCUAUGAAAGAAAGCCCUAACACAACACUAGACGAAGACGAACUCCACAGUUCAACAGAGAAAGAAGGCGUCGAGAUAUUCUUCUUCCCCGACGAGUCUAACAUGAAGAGGCCUGCAGAGCCUUUAGAGGGGGAACCACAGUCCAUAGAGUCGGAGGACUUGUCGCAGCUCAUGGUGGAGGAAGCUCAGGAAGCCAAGCCUACUAAUGUCCAGGUGGCCAAGGAGUUGGGAGACCCCUCGUCGACGCCUAAAGCUACGCCACGGAAGCCUAAGAGGAAAUCGACAAAAUCAAGCAGCGACGGCGGCAACACAGACGACGAGUACUGUUUCGUGGAAACUCAAGCGCCCACUCUAGACAAUGAUCUAGACGAGCCGGUAGUCAACUGGAUAGGGCCCGGCCCUGUGUACAUGUUUGAUAACCACUUCACUGUGCCAGCUGCCAGGACUGAUGUCCUGAAGGCUCCUAAGAGCUUCCCGUUGCCGAUGUUGAGGUAUACCCUAUGCGAGAUGAGCGUGACGUGGAACAUGUAUGGCGGUAACGACUUCCGACCGGCUGAGUCAACGCCUGCUAAGAAAACUGUCACCAUUGAGGGAGAACCGCGCCAGCAGGGAUCACCUACUACUGUCAAACGCAACAAAGACUACGAGCCAUACGACAGCGGUCGCGCAGUGACGGCGGCCUACCGCGCGGGCGGCGUGCGCUGGGCCGCCGGCGCCGACCGCGUGCGGGCCGCCAGACCCGCCCACAGGACGGAGCUCAGGGCCCGCGGCGGCCCGCACCGCGAUCAUCACACUAGGGUCAAACUGUGUCUUACUAAGGUCAAAUUCCAAUACGAGAUCUACCCAUCGGGUGGUAUCCACGCAUCCCGUCAGACGCUCGCCAUCAGUAAAAUAGAAGUACUGGACCAGUUGGUCUGCAGUGAUAUCAACAAGCUGCUCAGCCAGUACAAGCUUAAAGAUGAACCGGAGAGGAAGAAUGCGCAUAUGUUAAUAGUAAAAGCAGUGCACCUAAGACCCGACCCAGCGCUGUCAGCUCAAGAGUGUUGCCUCAAGGUAUCAUUACUGCCUCUGUGGUUCAACCUGGACCAAGACACGCUCGCCUUCCUAGUGGGAUACUUGUCUAAACUCGGCACUGAUGAGACUACAGAUGACGACACAAAAUCGGUGGGCGGUUUAUCGACGGACUCCAGCGGAUCUCGUCAGACGACGCCAACACACCGUCCGCCCGUCAUGAGCAUCGCCAGCCAUCUGCGCGACCCGCCACCCACGCCUACCUCGCUUGGAGACGCCGACUCGCUGAGUCUGAAUGAAGCUGUGAUCCGCAACGAAGAGCCGCUAAUGGAGACAUACGAGGCAGAACGCCUGGUCUCGGAGAAUUUAAUUCAGCUGGAGGAAGACUUCCAGAAGUUGGGCAUUCAGGAAAAACCGGUAGCCAAGCUGCCGGUCGAUACUGAGCCCAUUGACGACUCUCCUAUUUACUUCAGACGCGUAGUUUUCUCCCCCGAAGUCCCCAUCCGAUUGGACUACGUGGGCAAGCGUGUGGAUUUAUCCGCGGGACCUGUCGCCGGCCUACUCAUGGGCCUAGGACAGCUCAACUGUUCUGAACUUACGCUCAAGAGGCUCGACUACAAGUUGGGUCUCCUAGGUCUAGAGAAGCUGGUGCAGUGGGCGCUACAUGAGUGGCUGUCUGACAUCAAGCGACACCAACUGCCCGGUCUGCUUAGCGGGAUCGGGCCUAUGCACUCGUUACUACAACUUAUAACCGGCAUCAGAGACCUAGUCUGGCUGCCAGUGGAACAGUGGCGUCGCGACGGCCGACUAGUGCACGGCCUGAGGCGCGGCGCCGCCUCCUUCACUGCGCGGACUGCGGUCGCCGCGCUAGAUAUUACUACUAGACUACUACAACUUAUACAGGCGACAGCAGAAACAGCGUUCGACAUGCUGACCCCCGGGCCGACGCUUCAGCUACAGGACGCGUAUGCGCGACGCGAGCGGCGCCGGCGCCGGCGACACGAUCCCGCGCGGCAUCCUGCCGAUAUACGGGAGGGAGUUGCCAGUGCUUACCAGACUGUUAAAGAGGGCUUCGCGGAGCAAGCAGCGACGAUGGCGCUGGCGGCGCGCUGGUCGCACGGCGCGGGCGUGCUGCGGCACCUGCCGGGCGCGGCCGUGGCGCCGCUGGCGCUGGCGGCGGCGGGCGCGGCCGACGUGCUGGGCGGCGUGCGCGCGUCGCUGGCGCCGCACUCCACGCGGCGCCACGCCGACAAGUGGCGCGCGCAUGUGCAGGCCGCCAGCACGGAUUCUAUAGAUUAAGAAGAUUCCGCUGUUCAACUUUUAUACGAUGAUCUCUCUCACACAAUUUACUCUCGUGUAUAAUAUUGUGAGAGCGGGUUGCACUAAACUUAAGAACAUCAGCGUCCAUUCUUUAGCAGUACCUAGUAGUUAUUACAUUCCCUUUAAAUAAAUUCUUACAUACAUAUAAUAUUUUUAGGAAAUAUAAAUGCAUAUAUGAAAGUACAUAUCCAAUUGUCGUACGCUCAAGUUAUCACUCUAUCGUAGUACACAGGUAGACUAAGUUUGAUGCAAUCCGCUCGAAGACCCUGCUCAGUACACCACACGAGGCUUGUCCCUAGACUGCCAACUUAUGUUCAUUUUGUUCAUGGAAUAUGCUAUUUUCAAUACCUCUAGUAUAACUGUAGAUUUAGGGUUUCUGGCGUUCAUCAAUGGGGAAGCGGCUAGUUUAAAACAUGUACUUGCCUCUAUUGGUAUGAAUAAAAUCCCGAACAUGAUAUUUUUGUAGUUAAAAUGCGCUUUCGAUCGUGUGCUCAUCGAAUAAAGUGAUUAAUAUAAAAUAUUUCAAGCACGCGUAGUGAUUCUAAAAUGUGAUGUAUUUUUAUACAGAGUUACAAACAUAAUCGAGGUACAAAACUUAUCUUCUCGUUUUUGAUAUUAAAUUAAUUAAGUUAUGGUUGUAACGUACGCUGUACAGAGGCCGGAUGCCAUAGAGCCAAUACUUUAAGACCGAUCGGUUAUGUUUUAUUUUAAGAUUUUGUGUACAUCGUUUUACUGUAUUGAUUCUAUUGUAUCAGUUUACGGUGUCACUUACACCCAGCAUUUGGCAGGACUUUGUUGCAAUACAAAAGAGCGUUGGUUAUGUAACUCGUUAUAAACUUAUGAUAGAUAUAGUUUUAGUUUUUACAAAUAUGUAUUUCAUUUUCUCAAUUUCAAGAACAGAUUCAUAACUUGAAAAAAAAAUGGAAAAUCAAUUAGCAGAACUUUGUGAACAGAUUUUCGUAUAUUUCCAACUAUGGAAAUAGUUACAUUGGAGAAACUUUAAUCUUGCAUUCAAAAGCAUUUUGAUGGCUGUUGGUUGUGCCGAUAUUAAAUUCAAUUAAAUUAAUAUUACCCGCUAAUGCAACUAUUCUCGUCGGAAAAGAAACCAUAAAAGGAAAAGACUGUGGUGCUCGAGUAGAACAGUCUAGCAUUUUAGAGCAUUUAGCGGCUCCUUUAGGCUUUAAACAUUCAUGUAAAUAAUCGUUGGACGAAAGAUGGGUGCCAUGACAGAUACGUCGGAGUUUAUUUAAAUAUAUUUGAUUUUGCUUUUAUUAUCCCGAUAUCCUAUUUGGAAUGUUGGUUUGUAUAUAGAUUUAUUUACAACUUUGAAGUCAUUGUAAUCAUAAAAAAAGAUUUUGUUUAUUUAAUUUCGGUAUGUUUUCAAUUAAUGAGCGGAUAGUACUGGAAAAUUUAUUUUUAAAAAUACCUAACACAAUAAAAUAUCAACGAAUGGCCGCGUGGAAGUGUCGCGGGUAGUACAAGUUGUGAUGGUGUAAAGGUUAAUGCUAUUAUUUACUCAAAGUAGAAAGCUUGUUUCAUUUUUUAUUGCGUGAUUCCUUGACAUCUAAUAGAGUAGUAAGACUAUUCCAUUAUUGUUUUUAUUCAAACAAAGAAAAUAAUCCUUUUGAUAAUUUGAAAUCAAUAAAUAAAUGAUUGCAACAUA